UGGCGUCUAGAACUACAUGAAAUCAUUAGUGAUGUAUAGUUAUGAAUUUAUUUAUAUAAAAACAUGUCACAAAAGCCUUCUGCACGACGUAGCGGUGCCCAAAAAAUUAGACUAACAAUUUUAUGUGCAAGAAAUUUAGCCCGGAAGGAUUUAUUUCGUUUACCUGAUCCAUUUGCUAAGAUAUCAGUAGAUGGCUCAUCUCAAGUGCACUUAACAGAAACAUGUAAAGGAACAUUGGAGCCUAAGUGGAAUUCUUAUUAUGAUCUUUAUUUGGAACGAGAUGAUGUAAUUAAAGUCAGUGUUUGGAAUAACAAAAAAAUACACAAAAAGGAAGGCAGCGGAGGAUUUUUAGGAUGUGUCAAAAUAGCAAAUCCAACCAUCCAGAGGCUCAAGGAUACUGGUUAUCAAUGUCUGGAACUAGGAAAGAUGUCCGCAGAGGAUACAGAUCCAGUAAAAGGUGAAAUAAUUGUGUCAUUGUUAUCACGAGAUGGUCCAUGUGGAGGAACACCUUUGGCUGUUGUUGGUCCUGGUGGUGAUCUUCGUGGGCCUUCAGGUGAUUUGCAUAGUCCACUUGAAGCUGAUGAAGCACCUGUUCCUUUGCCCAGUGGCUGGGAAGAAAGAUUUGACAAAAAUGGAAGAUUAUAUUAUGUAAACCAUGUUGCCAGAAUUACCCAAUGGGCUCGACCUUCACCCAAUGUUUCCCAGACACAGACAUCUUCAACGUUUACAGUAACUACUCCUUCUUCUGAGCCAAAACCUUCCCGGAUAACUACCCCUACUUCUCCAAGCUCAGCACACGUUACCGAAAACUCAAGACAUAGUGUGAUUGCUGAUGUAGUUUUGAAUUCGAAUGAAGAUAACAAUGUCAGUCAACAUCGUCCGAUUCUAAUGAGCACAGACAGCAGUGAAUUGAAUGAUUCAACUCAAUUAGCAAGUCCUAGCUCUAGUUUAAGUCCCAUAAGCCCCACAAGUCCAAUAAAUAAUAAACCUAUCAUAGAGCAGUCAAAUAGACAAUGCAAGUCUCCAAGGAAUUCUAUUAUAAAUACUACUACAGUAGCACCCAAUGAGCGACAAAAUAAUAAUACACCUUUAGUAAAUUCAACUCCUAUAAAUGAUAGAAUAAAUAAUAGCUGCACGAGCCAUCUACCUGAGAAUAGAAAUAAUACUGAAACUGCUGUUAGAAAUGAUAGUGCAAAUAAUUCUUUAAAUAAUCAUGAAGAUAUUCAAGAAAAUCAAAAUAGAAGUCAGCAGAAUACCCCCAGGCAAUCAGAAACUGGAAGAGGCCGGAGAAUAUCAAGAAAUUUAGAGGACUAUAUUUCUGGUCGUAGGAGGUCUGGUCGGGGUUCUCGUAAUUCCACUGUACCUGCAAGCAAUACAAAUAAUAGAUUAACCACUCGACCUGCUGUUGAUUUACCACCAGGAUAUGAGGUGCGCACUACCUUACAAGGUCAAGUUUAUUUCUUUCAUACACCUACUGGUGUAUCAACAUGGCAUGAUCCUAGAGUUCCUCGAGAUUUGGACCCUCAAGCUUUAUCUGUUGAUGCUUUAGGACCCUUGCCUCAUGGCUGGGAGCUAAGACACACCCAGACUGGACGAGUGUAUUAUGUGGAUCAUAAUAAUAGAACCACUCAAUUCACAGAUCCCAGAUUGAAUGGAGCUGUAAUUAAUAAUUUAAUGAGGAGACAAAAUAAUAAUUCAGUAACUAGUUCAAGAAAUUCUGAUAACAGAGCAGUUAAUGCAGAAACCAGGCUGCCUACUAAUAGUACGAGUCAAACACCUUUACGACCGGGUCCGCAGAUUCCUUCUUCAGCAACAGUGACCCGCACAGAGCAAUUGCCUAAGGGAUUAUCCGAAGGACAAGAAUUGUUGCCUAAAUAUAAACGUGAUUUAGUUGGUAAGUUGAAAGCUCUGAAGUCAGAAUUACAAGCUUUACAACCGCAGUCUGGACAUUGUCGCUUAGAAGUGUCUCGAACUGAAAUAUUUGAGGAGAGUUAUAGACUGAUAAUGAAAAUGAGAGCAAAGGAUAUGAGGAAAAGAUUAAUGGUUAAAUUUCGUGGAGAGGAGGGUUUGGAUUAUGGUGGAGUAGCCAGAGAAUGGCUGCAUUUGUUGUCUCGUGAAAUGCUUAACCCACAAUAUGGGCUUUUUCAAUAUAGCCGGGAUGAUCACUAUACUUUGCAAAUUAAUGCUGAAUCAGGUGUGAAUCCAGAGCAUCUAUCAUAUUUUCAUUUUGUUGGAAGAAUAUUAGGCAUUGCAGUUUUUCAUGGCCAUUGCUUAGAUGGUGGUUUCACUAUGCCUUUUUAUAAACAAUUAUUAUGUAAACCUACCACUUUAAGCGACAUAGAGGGAGUAGAUCCUGAGCUGCAUAGAAGUUUAACUUGGAUGUUGGAGAAUAAUAUAGAUGGGAUUAUAGAUACAACCUUUAGUGUCGAAGUAAAUAGUUUCGGUGUACUAAAGGUUCAUGAACUUAAACCAGGUGGUGCAGCCAUUGUUGUAACAGAAGAUAAUAAACGUGAAUAUGUAAAAUUAUAUGUUAAUUAUCGUUUUAUGAGGGGCAUUGAACAACAAUUUUUGAAUUUGCAUAAAGGGUUCUGUGAAUUAGUUCCAUCACAUUAUUUACGACCAUUUGAUGAGCGAGAAUUAGAACUUAUAAUAAGCGGAAUUAGUAAGAUAGAUGUAGCAGACUGGAAGGCACACACACGACUUAAACAUUGUGUUCCUGAGUCUCCACAAGUUAUUUGGUUCUGGCUGGCUGUUGAGUCCUAUACAGAAGAAAUGCGAGCCAGAUUAUUGCAAUUUGUAACCGGUUCCUCAAGAGUUCCAUUACAAGGGUUUAAAGCUCUUCAAGGAUCAACUGGGGCGGCAGGACCUCGAUUAUUUACCAUCCAUUUAACUGCAGAUGUUCCUGUACAAAAUUUACCAAAAGCUCACACAUGCUUCAAUAGAAUAGAUAUGCCUCCAUAUGAUAGUUAUCAAUUAUUAUAUGAUAAACUAACUCAAGCUGUUGAAGAAACUUGUGGUUUUGCAGUGGAAUAAUAGAUAUAUUGCAAUUCUCAUACAUUUGUUAGGAGUUGUAUGAUCUGGAGGUCCAUAAAACAGUCUCCUGUACUAAUAAAAUUGUUAUAUUCCAUAAAUCAUUCACGGUGGAAUGUUCACUUCAGCAUGCAUAUAAAUGAGAGGUAUGUGUUUGAAAUUAUAGCUAACUUGCAAAUCAAAUCAGUGGCCCGAAAUUUUCAUAGUAGAAAACAAUUAGAUUUUCAGUAAUAAUUAUAAAUUCAUUCUUCAUCAGUUUGAGAUGUCAAUUGAGUAUUAAAUUGAUUUGGUUGGCUCAUUUAUAAAACUCCUCUAAAUGUAUAAGAGCUAGUAAUUUCCUAAUCCAGAAGGAUACACAAUUAUAAUUUGUAAUGAUGCAUUGCAUUAUCUACAAAUCUAAUCAUUAAUUAUUAAUACUAAGGCGUUGUGAAAUUUUGCAUCUGUUGGGGUACCGUUAUAAAGCUUUUACAUAUCAAGACAAGCAUUUUGUGUGAUGCACAAAGUGCCUUUGUUGUUUUUUUGUAUGUGAAAUUGAUUUGUAUAAUGCUCAAAUAUCAUUUAGUUUUUAUGUUUUAUAUAUGACCACUUAUUACUAUAUUAAAAAAUAAAGUGGAUUCAUAAUGUGCAUAUUAUGUAAAUAUAAUGUAGAUAUAUGAAAUGCUAGAUUCUAA
This is a messenger RNA of Ctenocephalides felis (cat flea), 3701 nucleotides long. It is a transcript of the gene Smurf, whose product is annotated as E3 ubiquitin-protein ligase SMURF1. Gene Ontology annotation, biological process: negative regulation of BMP signaling pathway; ubiquitin-dependent protein catabolic process. Gene Ontology annotation, molecular function: protein binding; ubiquitin protein ligase activity. Lineage: Eukaryota; Metazoa; Arthropoda; Insecta; Siphonaptera; Pulicidae. The record is from RefSeq and is a predicted model, not a curated record. The coding region runs from base 64 to 3033 and encodes 989 amino acids. The transcript has 13 exons.